Carassius auratus (goldfish) is the source of this 818-nucleotide messenger RNA. RefSeq lists its product as uncharacterized. Lineage: Eukaryota; Metazoa; Chordata; Actinopteri; Cypriniformes; Cyprinidae. The transcript has 3 exons. The coding region runs from base 56 to 778 and encodes 240 amino acids. Gene Ontology annotation, cellular component: nucleus; transcription regulator complex. The record is from RefSeq and is a predicted model, not a curated record. Gene Ontology annotation, biological process: regulation of transcription by RNA polymerase II. Gene Ontology annotation, molecular function: DNA binding.
UCAACACUUGGUGGCGCUGAAGCGCUAAAUCCCACACUAGAUCGUUAGAAGAAGAAUGGUAGUCAAGAUGGACGCGGAGCUGUUGUUAUUUUUGGUGUCUGAGAACAAGGAAUUAUUUGAUAAAAACCACAGUGAGUACAAAAACACGAAGCGGAAAGAAGUUCUCUGGCAGGGAAUAGCAGACAAAAUGGGAGUCGACGUGGAAGAGGUGAAAGCUAAAUGGAAAAAUCUAAGAGACACAUACACCAGGAAAAAGCGUCUGGAGCAGGACGGGAGUCGGGCUGGAAGGGCAUCUAAGAAAAAGAAGCAAUGGAAAUAUAUGCGAGUGAUGGACUUUCUCGACCCCUCCACAGAACACAGAAGUGUUAUACUGGACAGUUUUCCCAGCAAAAUAGAGGAUGAUGAGCCAGAUGAAGACAGCGGGGCUGAACCAGCCAGCACCAGUUCAGGAACAUCAGUGACAAGUCCAGGAGCGAUCCGGUCUGACAUUACGAAGAGAAGGCGAUCAGAGACACUAGAGCUGUUGGAAGGAUACCUGGCAUCUAAAGAUGCAAAAGACAGAGAGAAAGAUGAACAGCAAGAUGAAGUCGAUUUAUUUCUUCGGAGCUUAGCACCUGCGUUAAGACGCUUACCUGCUUCAAAGCAGUCCUUGGUGAAGCUUCAGAUCCAAAAAAUCCUUCAUGACGCAGAGUUCGGACAGCCCAGCUUUUCUCAGAUAUCCUCAGUGUCACCAAGUAAUCAGUUGUUACUACAGUGUAGUGUUGUAAAACCCAGUUGAAAUGCUUUUUUUAUUGAAAAUAAAUGUAACUUUAAAAGAA